AGGUUGUGGAAUAUAGCAUGAUUAUCCUGGAGGAGGAUGGUGGCGUGGGGGCGCGGUGGCGGUGCUGUUGGUGGCGGGUGGCUCAGUAUACUCGGCGGGGCCUGCUGCUGCUGCGCCCACCGCUGCUUCUACCACAACUUACACUCCAUCUCAGGUGGUUCUGCAGACAGCAUGGAGGAGGGCUACCUAGCACUGCGAUGGAACAACCACAACACCAUCUUCACCAAGAUCCUCACCCUCCUUAGGGAGCAGGAGGCUUAUGUGGAUGUUUCCUUAGCUUGUGCAGGAAGAUUAUAUCCUGCACACAAAUUUGUACUUUCUACAUGUAGUGAGUAUUUCAAGGAAAUGUUUUCCAAGAAUCCAUGUAAGCAUCCGAUUGUUUUCAUGAAGGAUGUCUCAACUAAGGACAUGGAGGCCUUGCUGGACUUCAUGUACAAGGGUGAGGUCCAUGUACCACAAAGCGAGUUGGGUUCAUUGCUGCGUACAGCUGAGGGGCUACAGGUAAAAGGCCUUGCUGUACCCGAUGACUCUCCUCGUGGUUCCUCUACCACCCCUAUUGUGCCUUCUGCCUCAUCCGUCCCACGCUCACCUCCGCCCAGUCUUAUGGCUCCAAUGCAUAUGCGGGGUAAACGCAAAAGGCCACCAGAAUCGGCUAAAAAGGAUGAUCCCCCAAAGUUGACUUUACGUCCUGACCUUGGACCCCCGGCCACCAACCGCUCACGCAUGAGGAACAGACCAUCAGGUAUGCCAGAACUGAAGAGAAUUAAGAGAGAGGAACAUAAUGCAGCAAAUGUGGGCACUAUUGAGCCUGGAGAGGUUCCAGGCUCUCCAAGUCCAACACCAAGUAGUCACAACAGCGAUGAACAGUCACAGAACCUUGCCCAUAAGAUCAAGACCGAAAGAUCAGAAUACUCCAAAGAAGAAGCGGAAGACUUGGAUGAGGACGAAGGAGUGGCCGGAGAAGUAAUGUCUGGGGAAGAAGAGCAGGAACAAGAACCUGAAGAGGAAGAAGAGGAAGAGGAAGAGGAAGAUGAAGAAGGAGCAUUAGGGGAGGGGGAAGGCCUCUCCCACGGUGUUCUCUCAGAUGUCGAGGAUGGCUAUGAACAAUCUAACUCUUCACUUCCCAAUUCUGACAUAUCCACAACGGAACUGCUACAAGUUGAUUUGAGUGAGGAUGGAACACAGUUCAUAAUCGGUCCUGGUGGUUUCGGAGAUAUGAUGUCAAGAACUUCGUCACUAGCCGGAGAUGAUGAGAGAAAUGGUGACAAAGAGCAGAAGAAGCCGUUUGUUUGUCCUCUCUGUGGGCAGUCAUUUACACGUCGUGACAACCUUGCCAACCAUAUCAAGACCCACACCGGUGACCGUCCGUUUAUGUGCCAGUAUUGCCACAAGUGCUUCUCAAGGAAGGACUACUUGAAGCAGCAUGAACGCAUCCACACUGGAGAGAAGCCCUAUCCCUGUGACAUCUGUGGUCGUGCAUUUACCAGGAAAGAAGGACUGACAGAUCACAUGCGCUGUCAUUCUGACUUCCGAGCCUUUUCCUGUGAAACAUGUGGCAAGAGCUUCAAGCAAAAAUGUGGUUUGCGCUUCCAUAAGAGGAAUUAUAAACAUUAACCUGCCAUAAAGAUCUCCAACACUUAAUUCACUGUUCCAAUUAUGAGGCGGAUAUGGAUAGCCUGUCUCUCAAUUAGUUGGAUGUGGUCCCUUUAAAAAUAUGCCAGAUAAAGGGCUAAUUUAUGCCCCUGUACUAAGUUAGGUCGUGCCAUUUCCUUUAUGUUGAGCACCUAAUUUAUGUGUUCAGAUAGUCAAUUUUACCCUGAGCUUUGUCUAUGGCCCUGGCCAGAUGUAUAUUUUGGGUAUAUGAUUAUGGUUAGUGAAAUUUCACAACUUGUACAUUGCUGCUCACAUACAGGGAACUUUGUGUAAAUUUGAUUUAUGUUUUCACUUCAACAGGCUUAAUGUAUGGCAAAGGUUUUGCAAAAUGGAAAUUUACUUUAAAAUGUUAGAUUAAUCUCAGGUAGGCUGUAUUAAUAACAGUGCUUACCUUGGUGGAGUCAUUACCUAAAAUUAUGCAAUCCUAAUAUCAGUUUUAAAAUAUACUUUAUAUUCUUACAACUUUUGAUAUAUUUUCUUCAUCUUUUAUAUAUAUAUAUAAUGUUUAAAAAUUCAAAUUUAUGACAUAUUGCAGACCUCCUAGGAUAAACUUGGAAGUAUGUUACUUGUGUAUUUAUGACUCGCACAGAAAGAAAUUGUAUGACACCUUUUUUCAUGUUUGAUACUCUCUCAUCUGUAACUACACUUUAGGUGCUCUUUGUGGUAUGUUGCACUCCUUGAGUGCUGUUUUCUUGUCUUUUAUAAGUUAAGAUUAGAUGCACCAGUAUUUAUUUAACUAUGAAAAUGAUUUUUUGUAAAAAUAAAAAACAAUAAGAUUAUGUUAUAAAUAAUAUAUAAUUAAGAAAUAAAGAAAUAUGACACCAUCUUUUAAACUGUAAUCAAAAACUUAAGUCUUGAUCAUUAAAAUUGAGGCUAUCAGUGGAAAACUUGUUUAAAGGCAGGAGUGUCACCUUUCAUCAACAGCUCUUGUCUCAGGACAACACUUUUUAUGGAUUUACUUUGAUUGUAUCCAGACCUGAAAUCACAGUUAGAAUAAAACAAUACAUGAAAACAAAACAGAAUUUUCUACUAACACUUGAUAUGAGGGCUAUUACAUAGGCUUGAGGAAGAUAACACAGCAAUAGUAAAAUUUGAGUGGUCAGUGGUUACAAAGUUGCCUAUACUUUCCUCUCCAAGUGCAUAUUGGUUAUAGUAUUCUCCCUCUGGGUAAGAAAUCCAUAUAAAUAUAUACAUGUACUUCUGCAGGUUCUAAAGUAAAGCAAUAACAUUGCCCUAAGAGCUUUGGAAAAGAAGAUGGGGAAAAGUAAGGGAGAUAUACAGGAAAAAUUUCAUGUUUUGGCUGCCUUGAUAGUUUUCCACUGAGGGUCUUAGUUUAUGUACCUGCAGCUAGAGCAGUUUAGUGUUUUCAUUGUCAACAUAUCACACGAAAUAAUCUUUGUUCUUAUUAAUUAUCAAAUGCCAGUAUCUUAUUUUUUUUCAUGAUUACCAUCUUAUUUCUGUAAUACUUUAAUAUAUAUAUAUAUGCACUUGGAAUCUGAUCUCAAAUGGAAACGUUCAAGAGGAAUGCCUGUGUGAGCACUGCAGUCAAUACAGCACAGACCUGUAGUGUUCUGAGGUAUUACUUUCGUUUAUCAUCUUUUUAAUGUUCACAUCAAGUCUUGUGAGAUCCAAAUAUAUAGGCGCUCAUAAUACAUUUCUUGAUUAUUAAUUCUAACCAGUUCUAUGUAAUUGUUCUUUAACUUGACUGGAUGCUCUCAAAAAUAAGUUUUAAAAGCCUAGUAAGUGUUUAUGCCUGAAAGGAUUUCUGAUCCAAGGCUUGACUGAACAAAGAGUCAAACAAUACUAUAAUUUUUACAAGAGUUUUAAGCCUUUUGUUACUGGUUUUAUACUUUUUCACAGAAGAUAUUCCUUGUCAGAAAAAUGUGCCAUUAAAUUUUAAGAGUAAAUUGAUUCUGUUGAUGAUCAGGAAGCAGCACUUGGGCCAUUAUAUAGUUUAACCUAUAAUUUCAGAUCUUCAGAAAAUUCAUUGUACAAGCAAUAAAUGUCAGACAUUAACUGUGUAUUAUAUCUAAAUAACGGAAAUAACAAAUGGAGGAUUUCUUUUUAAAAGGAAAUUCAUACAUGAAUAAAGAAGUUGAAUUAAGUAAUGAUAUGGGGGGACUAAUAUCAUGCCAUCUAAAACUCAAAAUAUUUUUGUUUUUCAUAAAUAUUGAAUAUGACUCCCACCAUAUUUUUUUGCUGUUUGUUUAAAACUCGAUAUUCACCUCAAACUCUAUCAAAGCCAUCUUUAGCUCUAGUCAGUGAAUGGUUUUGGCAUUCUGAAAUUUUAGUGUUGGCUGGUUUGGCCAGGAUUUCUGAUUCCGAAGAUUAUUUACUUCAAAUUUAGGCUGGAGAACUAUUUUGUUUUAAAUGCAGUGGUAGGCAGUGUAAGAUUUUUUUUUUUUUUUCAUGUGAAGCAAGUGGAAGCUUUUUUAUUUAAAAUUUGAGUUAAUGUCACCUUGAGAAUUUAACAUCAUUCUCGUACUGUCAGAAUUGAUCUGUCCAUUUUUCAAUUUUUCAUUAUUUGUGUAAGCUGAACUGGUGCUUUGUUGAAAGUAUAUUUAUGUAUGCAAGCUAUGACUGACAACAAAUAUGUUUGAUAAGAUUUUUUUUUAAUUUGAUACAAUAACAUUGACAGUUUAGUUAGGCACAGGAUCAUCAAAUAAUUGCUUAGGAUUGCUAAGAGACCUAAGUACUGAGUGCCAUAAAGCUUGCUGCUGCCCCUCCCAGUCACAGGCCUAGCACAGACUGGUGCCAGUACCUCAAGUCAUUUGUCUCUUCUGUGUGAAUUAUGAUACCAAGAAGCCAUUUCACACCCAUCUUGUAUAUUGAUCACAAGCAGUGCCUAUUAAAUGCCACAUUCUCGGACUUUGAGAAACAAAUUUGUCCAUGUUUCCUUGCAUGUUUUUUUCAAAUUCUGACAGAUGUCUUUAGUGAAGAAAGGAUUCUUGGAAGAUUGCAGUUGUUACCUAAGUAGAUUUUGGAACUUGGUAUUUCUACACAUUUGUAUCAAUGGCAGUUCUACUACUGUGAUAAUUUAUAUAUUUUCUGAUGUUGCAUUUCCUAUUUAUUUCUAUUCGUAACGUAGAGAAAUAUGCUUACAGUACAUGUCCAUUGAUCCUUUAGUAUGUGCUGUAGAUAAAGGCUCAACUCUUCUUCACUUCACAAAAAGAAAACUUGAAUCAUUAUCUUAGUUCAACCCAUACCACAAAUCAAUCCUUUUCCCAUCCUAGUAAACCGUCACUCUUUAGCCCUGCUGCCUUUGACACGUUGACUGAGGAUGCAUUGUCUUACAUCCAGCCACUUGAUUUCCCAUCACUAGUCUCACAAUAAAGAACAGUUAUUAAACAAAUGGCUUUGUAUUUUUGUAUAUAGUAUCUUUAAAAAGUUGCCAUGUCUAGCUGGUUUUUUCAGUCACUUGUCUUAGUCUUAGAGUAAGAUUUCAUGUGAUAGGUUUAAUCUAACAUGACCUAUUUUGGCAAAUAAAUUAAAAUUUUA
Molecule: messenger RNA, 5151 nt
Organism: Penaeus vannamei (Pacific white shrimp)
Lineage: Eukaryota; Metazoa; Arthropoda; Malacostraca; Decapoda; Penaeidae
Product: GDNF-inducible zinc finger protein 1
Biological process (GO): regulation of transcription by RNA polymerase II
Cellular component (GO): nucleus
Molecular function (GO): protein binding
Source: RefSeq, a predicted model, not a curated record